Molecule: messenger RNA, 1946 nt
Organism: Drosophila sulfurigaster albostrigata
Lineage: Eukaryota; Metazoa; Arthropoda; Insecta; Diptera; Drosophilidae
Gene: Or13a
Product: odorant receptor 13a
Exons: 6
Coding region: 1-1284 (427 amino acids)
Biological process (GO): sensory perception of smell; detection of chemical stimulus involved in sensory perception of smell
Cellular component (GO): plasma membrane
Molecular function (GO): olfactory receptor activity; odorant binding
Source: RefSeq, a predicted model, not a curated record
AUGUUCAAUCCUAAAUCGGAUGAGCACUCAAAUUUUUACAUGCCAUUUCAAUGUAUUUGGCUAAAAUUAAAUGGCUCUUGGCCAUUGGAAUAUGAUGUUAAAAAUGGCGCAGUACGUGGAGAAAACUUCUUUCGCAAGGCCUAUUCGUGUUGGUCGUGGUAUGUGAUUGUUUCAGUGGGAAUAACAAUCAGCUUCCAGACAUCGUUUUUAAUAGACCACUUUGGAGACAUUAUAAUGCUUACCGAGAAUUGUUGUACUACUUUAAUGGGUGUUCUAAAUUUUGUUCGCUUACUACACUUGCGUCUUAAUCAGAACCAGCUUCGAGAAUUAGUUCAAGAAUUUGUCAGUAAUAUAUGGAUACCAGACAACAAAAGUGUUCACAUUACUAAGGAGUGUCGAAAACGAAUGAUUACUUUCCGGGUAAUGACAAUGCUGCUAUCCUGCCUCAUACUUAUGUAUUGCAUUCUCCCAUUGGUUCAACUCUUUUCGGAUUUUGGCAUGAACGCUGAAGACAAACCAUUCCCUUACAAAAUGGGAUUUCCAUUCAAUCCAUAUAGAAAUUGGAUGAGUUAUGCGGCAACCUAUUUGUUUACAUCAUAUGCGGGCAUUUGUGUGGUUACGACACUUUUUGCUGAGGACUCUCUAUUUGGAUUCUUUAUAACGUACACUUGCGGACAAUUUCGCUUACUUCAUGAACGCGUCGAAGUUUUAAUAGUCAUGACAAAGGCAAACUCAUCGAACAAUGCUGAUAUUACCAAAUUACAACGAAACCAAACUUUAGAAUUGCAUUCCUGUGCGAGGCAGCAUAACAAAAUAAUUUGUUUUGCUAAACGAUUGGAAGAUUUCUUUAGCCCAAUUCUACUUAUUAAUCUUAUCAUCUCGGCGCUUCUAAUAUGCAUGGUGGGAUUUCAGCUGGUGACUAGUAAAUACAUGUUUAUUGGAGACUAUAUGAAGUUCAUUAUUUAUAUAUCCUCGGCAAUAUCUCAGUUGUAUAUCAUUUGUAAAAAUGGGGAUUUACUAAUACAGCACUCGACUAUCACUGCCUGGCAUCUGUACAAUUGCGAUUGGGACGGCGUGCAAAAUAAAGAUAACACUAUAUGUGCCUACACGAACUCAGAAUUUCGAACGAAUUUGCAAUUUAUGAUAAUGUGUAGUCAGAGACCAGUGCGGAUAACAACUUUUAAGUUUUCCACAUUAUCGCUUCAAAGUUUUACUGCGAUUCUGAGCACAUCAAUGAGCUAUUUCACAUUACUGCGAUCACUUUUGGAUGAUAGCAAAGUGUAAGGCUUCGAUUUCUUAGUGACGAUAUUUGUGAAACCCAAAAGGAUUAUCAUAUCUAACAAUAAAACAAGAAACAAUUUUAAUGAAUUAAUUUAAUUACACUUCACACCAAUAUGUACGAUCUAUUAAGUUCAAACAGUGCAAAUCUUUGCUUUUAUAUUUAAUAAAUGUAUGCAAAUAUUUUUGUAGCAUACUUAGAGGCUGCAGCAAUUCGAAUUGAACGGACAGUUCAGUUGUUCGAAAUUCGAAAACAGACGACACUCGGGGUUUCUGUCCCCGCUAUUAUAUUGCAUUUUGCAUUGCGCUCUGACAGCUUGUUCUCAGUGACUCUGCAGCUGUAUAUAGUGAUUAUGUACAUUAUGAUUGUGAUGGAUAUGUUAAUUAAUUAACUUAUGUAAAUAUUUUAUUUGACAAUUUUGCAAUAGUAGGCACUACAGGCACUUUCCUUGCGGAUACUGUUCUUUUUAGUUUCUGUUAUUACUUUAUUUUUCAAGGACUACAUUCUCAUUAAAAAUAAUUUCGAAUAGUAAAUAUUUAUUAUUUUUUGGUAUACAAAAAUCGUUGUUUUACAAAACGGCAAACGCUAAAUAUACGUCCACCGGCAAUUAUUGAAUGAAAAUGAACAGCGUGACAUAAUAAUUCAGAUGUCAUCAAUUGUUCUAGAU